AUGGAAUCUGGAAGAAGGGGGUGGAAUCUGGGAGAAGGAGAUGGAAUGAGGGAGAAGGAGAUGGAAUCUGGGAGAAGGGGAUGGAAUCUGGGAGAAGGGGAUGGAAUCUGGGAGAAGGGGAUGGGGUCUGGGAGGGCGGGAUGGAAUCUGGGAGAAGGGGAUAGAAUGAGAGAGAAGGGGAUGGAAUCUUGCAAAAGGGGAUGGAAUCAGGGAGAAGGGGAUGGAAUCUGGGAGAAGGGGAUGGAAUCUGGGAGAAGGGGAUGGAAUCUGGGAGAAGGGGAUGGAAUUUGGGAGAAGGGGAUGGAAUCAGGGAGAAGGGGAUGGAAUCUGGGAGAAGGGGAUGGAAUCUGGGAGAAGGGGAUGGAAUAUGGGAUAAGGAAAUGGAAUCUGGGAGAAGGGGAUAGAAUCUGGGAGAAGGGGAUGGAAUAUGGGAGAAGGGGAUGGAAUCUGGGAGAAGGGGAUGGAAUCUGGGAGAAAAGGAUGGAAUCUGGUAGAAGGGGAUGGAAUCUGGAAAAAGGGGAUGGAAUCAGGGAGAAAGGGAUGGAAUCUGGGAGAAAGGGAUGGAAUCUGGGAGAAGGGGAUGGAAUAUGGGAGAAGGGGAUGGAAUCUGGGAGAAGGGGAUGGAAUGUGGGAGAAGGGGAUGGAAUCAAGGAGAAGGGGAUGGAAUCAGGGAGAAGGGGAUGGAAUCUGGGAGAAGGGGAUGGAAUCUGGGAGAAGGGGAUAGAAUCUGGGAGAAGGGGAUGGAAUCUGGGAGAAGGGGAUGGAAUAUGGGAGAAGGGGAUGGAAUCUGGGAGAAGGGGAUGGAAUCUGGGAGAAGGGGAUGGAAUCUGGGAGAAGGGGAUGGACUCUGGGAGAAGGGGGUGGAAUCUGAGAGAAAGGGAUGGAAUCUGGGAGAAGGGGAUGGAAUCUGGGAGAAGGGGAUGGAAUCUGGGAGAAGGGGAUGGAAUAUGGGAGAAGGGGAUGGAAUCUGGGAGAAGGGGAUGGAAUCUGGGAGAAGGGGAUGGAAUCUGGGAGAAGGGGAUGGAAUCAGGGAGAAGGGGAUGGAAUCUGGGAGAAGGGGAUGGAAUAUGGGAGAAAAGGAUGGAAUCUGGUAGAAGGGGAUGGAAUGUGGAAAAAGGGGAUGGAAUCAGGGAGAAAGGGAUGGAAUCUGGGAGAAAGGGAUGGAAUCUGGGAGAAGGGGAUGGAAUAUGGGAGAAGGGGAUGGAAUCUGGGAGAAGGGGAUGGAAUGUGGGAGAAGGGGAUGGAAUAAAGGAGAAGGGGAUGGAAUCAGGGAGAAGGGGAUGGAAUCUGGGAGAAGGGGAUGGAAUCUGGGAGAAGGGGAUAGAAUCUGGGAGAAGGGGAUGGAAUCUCGGAGAAGGGGAUGGAAUAUGGGAGAAGGGGAUGGAAUCUGGGAGAAGGGGAUGGAAUCUGGGAGAAGGGGAUGGAAUCUGGGAGAAGGGGAUGGACUCUGGGAGAAGGGGGUGGAAUCUUUGA
Closterium sp. NIES-65 is the source of this 1473-nucleotide messenger RNA. The record is from the annotation of a GenBank genome assembly. Lineage: Eukaryota; Viridiplantae; Streptophyta; Zygnematophyceae; Desmidiales; Closteriaceae.